Messenger RNA from Cuscuta campestris, 3040 nucleotides. The record is from the annotation of a GenBank genome assembly. Lineage: Eukaryota; Viridiplantae; Streptophyta; Magnoliopsida; Solanales; Convolvulaceae.
CCUUAAGUUGUCUAUAAUUUGCAUGUCAGAGACCCAAAGAAGUAUGAACAGUUCAUGUUUUAAACACUUGAGUCUCAAAACUGAAAAAAGAGAUGCACUAAUUUUGUCUGGAUUGUGCUUUUAUAAUAUUCUCAAACUUUUACACUUUGUUCUCUCUCACAAGUUAUACCCACAUAAUAUCUCAUGAACUGUUAGUUUAGCCUCACCCUUGUUUGUUAUGCUGAGGCUGGAGGCUGGAUAUUAGCUUCAUCUCCAAGACUCCAACUAUGUACUCAUAAAAAGGCUGAUUUGUUUUCUCCCGCUACAGAUUUUGUGUACAUAUUUUCCCAAGAAAACUUAAGUGUUUUUCCCCUCAUGCUCUGUUUUCUGCUGGGUUUUAAGAUAGUGUCAUUGCUCGUAACUGUAUUUUAUGCUCACUCUUAUGCAUGGAUUUUAUGAUAUUAUCAUUGCUUGUAGCUGUAUUUUUUGCUCACUCUUAUAUGAAAAUGAACAUUUCCUUUAUGUGAAUCUUAAUUUGAACAUAAAAAAUACUCCCUCCGUCCCAAAAAAAACUUCUUGUUUGGGUUUGACACAAACUUUAAAAAAAGUGAAAUUGGGUGGUUGAGAAUGAUGCUAAAGAGAGAGAAUGAUGGUGAGCCAUAAAAAGCUUUCUAGAAAAAGAAAGAAGUUCCAUUUGGGACGUCCUGCAAAGGAAAAUAGGAAGUUUUUUUUGGGGACGGAGGGAGUAACUAGGAUUGCCUGAAUUCUGGUAGAACAUUGUUAACAUUCAAUGAAAAUAAAAGUUGCCUAGCAUGUGCUCCUGAUAACUGCCACAUUCAAUGACAAUAUGUGGAUUCUAUAUUUUUCAGUGCUGUUUUAUUUUCCAAGGCAAACCUGCUAUUUUAGGUUGCAUUUCAUACAUCAUCCUAGAUAUUCUCUGACUUUCUGUGUCCCAAUUAUAAGGCCAGUUUGCUUUCAGCAUGUGUUUUAAAGAAAACAAGUACUCCUUCCGUUCCUCUAGGUUCUUCCAAGUUACUAUUCACAAUGUCAAACUUUAUUCACUUUCUUUAUCUAUUUUCAUUGAUUAUACAACAACAACAAACCAGUUGGUUCCCAUGAAAGUAGGAUCUAUGAAGGGUGUGUGUACACAAACCUUGCCCCUACUCGAAAGUAGAGAGGCUGUUUCCAAGGGACCCCCGGCUCACGCUGCACAUAUAGAAGAAUCACAGUAGCUACAUAAGGCAAAGCAGGCACACACCCUCUACUUUAUUUUCAUUGAUUAUUUGAUAAAAUAAAAUAGUCUUGUCAUUACUUGUUUUGUAGAUCUUUUGAAGUAGUUUUUAAAUAUGUAAAUUUUGUUUUUUAUUCUUACACCAGUAUUCAUAUAAAUUGAAUUGAAACUAACUUCGGUCAGAUAUCGUAAUCCGAAACAAGAAGAACCUAGAGGGACAGAGUUAAAUUCAGUUUACUUUAAAAAUAUUAUCCCUCUAAGUGGGGUUAAUUGAAUCAAAGCAUUUCAAAGAGAAGAGAGAGAUUGAAUUGGAUUAUAUCUGUAAUGAUUGGUGCGGGAUUUAUUUAUUGUUUUAUAGAAUAACCAUUUGAUUUGUGACUAUAUCUUUUAAAUUCUAAGCAAUCUUGUUUCUGCCCAUGGAAUGUGUAUAGCCACUUGCCACUCUUAGUAAAAAAACAGUGUUUUGAAAUAUUUGAGUAUUGAUGUUAAAAUUUUUUCCCUUUGAAAAUCCCCUAGCAGGUCCCAGGGACUUGGAGAUGGAUGCUUGGAGUGUCUGCUGUGCCAGCUAUUGUCCAGUUCUGUCUUAUGUUAUUCAUGCCCGAAUCUCCAAGGUGGCUCUAUAUGAAGAAGGAUAAACGCGAAGCUAUUGUUGUUCUCUCUAAAAUUUAUGAUCCUUAUCGGUUAGAGGAGGAGAUUGAUCAGCUAGCAACCACAUUGGAGGAUGAACGCCUCAGAAAGAAAGCUGUCAGGUACACCGAUGUUUUCAGAUCAAAAGAGCUUAGACUCGCAUUUUUUGCUGGAGCUGGACUACAGGCAUUCCAACAGUUGACUGGCAUCAAUACAGUCAUGUACUACAGCCCAACAAUUGUGCAAAUGGCUGGAUUCCGUUCAAACCAAUUAGCGUUACUCAUCUCACUCAUUGUGGCACUGAUGAACGCCGUGGGCACAAUCGUGGGAAUCUACCUCAUAGACCACAUCGGUCGCAAAAAGUUGGUCCUGACAAGCUUAUCCGGCGUGAUAGUUUCCCUUGUUGUUCUUGCUGGAGCCUUCUUACUAGCACCCUCUUCUUCCACAUCCUUUGGACUGUACGGAUGGGUUGCAGUCGUAGGUCUGGCUCUCUACAUUGCCUUCUUUGCCCCCGGCAUGGGACCCGUUCCGUGGACCGUGAGCUCAGAAAUCUACCCCGAAGCAUACCGAGGAAUUUGUGGUGGAAUGUCUGCCACCGUAAACUGGAUAUCCAACAUCAUAGUGGCCGAGAGUUUCCUGUCAUUGGCUGAAGCCAUAGGCACCGGCCCCACAUUCUUGAUGUUUGCCGGUAUGGCUGUUGCUGCCUUUGGGUUCGUGGUGGCUUUUGUACCCGAGACAAAGGGCCUGACGUUCGAUGAAGUGGAGAGAAUCUGGAAGGACAGGGCCUCAGGGAAUGGGUCCUCUGCCAGAGAACCUCUUGUCAUAGCUGGAAACCAAUCUCAAGACUAGGGAACUCUUCUACUUCUUCCCUUCCCUCUCGAGUCUAGUCUGUUUGUACAUAUACGUGAUUUGUUACCGGUUACAUGUUUAGUUCCCAGUGCAGGGAGGGUAUUCUGAGCAUUUCUUAUGCACCGGCGGCUAGAGUAUUUGUUGUGUAGAAUAAUAAUCUCUCAGAUUUCUGUGAUCUGAACUUUUAUGGCACGUCUGUUCUGGACCCUACUUUGUAUUAGUAUUAGUAAAAUGUGUUGUGUAUCAAGGUUAAGUCUUUUUCCUUGGGUAAGACAAGUAUAUUCUUCACAUAGCAUAAAUAUUUCACCUACUUUGUAUUAUGGCAUAUAUGUGUCAGGGUUAAGUGCUGUUUUU